AUGGUCCGUUCGAGUAAUGUCAGCGGUGGAGACGGUGGUGACGCCAACUCCAACAUAUUUAACCCGAAGAAGAAAUCAUUUGUAUCAACAACCAUUGCAUUAAUGAUCAGCUUCGCCACAUUUAACAUCCGUGGGCUCGGUGUUCAGCAAGAUGAUAGCCUACAUAGUAAACGUGAGUUACUAGGAUUAGACUGUGAAAAGUACAAUGUCGACAUCUGCGCUCUGCAGGAAACUAAAGUCACCGAAUCAGACAGCCUUGUUUUGCGCAACGGUUUUAACUUGUUUCUGUUCGAGCAGUUGGACAGUCGCCAUGGAGGCUUGGGUUUUAUAAUCAGUCCUCGCAUGAUGAACUAUGUGGUUUGCUGGAAGUACAUCAGUGACCGGGUAUGCUAUGUCGAUAUUUGCAUCCCCUCACGUAGCGGUACACCCCUACGUUGCAGGGUGAUCAAUGCCUACUGUCCACAUCAGGGGCUAGUCCGUAAAAAUCCAGUUGUUUUGGAUAACUUUUAUGGGCAGCUAAGAGAGGCCAAGAAUGUACCCUCUAAUGUGGAGUUGCAAUUUCUGGGUGACUUUAAUUCAAAACUGGGUAAAUUAUCCCCUUCUGAUAUUGAACAGGGUUUUGGUAGAUAUAUGGGGAAAUACGGAGUGGGAGUAAGGAACGAAAAUGGUUCUAGAUUACUGGAUUUUAUCUCAGAAAAUAAUCUGUUUGCUGUGAACACUAGUUUUAUACAACCUAGCAGACGUGUUACAUCAUUUACUGGUUGGCGGAAGGAUUGGUCGGCUGGUCGGUACAGUAAGAAGACACUGCCUGUAUACUCUCAAAUAGAUUACAUACUAUGCCGAAAUAGAUCUAAGUGUCUUUUGACUCAAUCAAGAACUUAUGCUGGUACUAAAACAUUUUCAGAUCAUAGACUUGUCAUUGCUCGCAUCAAUUUCAGCAACAUUCAUCUUUGUUUCAAACCUAAACAACGUCGUGUUCCUUCUUAUAAUAUAUCAGAACUUGUAAGCAACAAAGAUAUGCAACAUAAAUAUCACUUGGCCCUUGAAGGCAAGUUCUCAAAUUUUGUGACCAGCAACGAUCCAAAUGCCGACCUUCAAAAUCUUAUGUCUCAUAUUCGUGAUGCUGCCAAUGUUUCCAUCGGCCCCAAACCUAAAGCUCGCUUGAAACAUCACAGCAGUGAUGACACUCUCAAAGAGCUUGUUGAAAAGCGUCACGAUCUCCGACAGCUACUUAACAAUAAUCAAUCUCUUGAUCGAACUACAUUGAGGUCAUCCAUCAACCACCUCACUAAUAGUAUCCAGAAAAGAUUAGUUGAAGUGAGGUCUGCUCAAGCUGAUCAGACCUAUAGUGAUAUUACUAACACAAACGAUUCAAGGAAAAUGUUUGAAGCAGUAAGACAUCUUCAGAAAAGUAAACCACCUAAUAACUCGAUUGGUGUUCAUGAUGAAAAUGGCUGUUUGAUUGCAUCUGACGACAUGAAAGCUUCUGUUGUUAGAGACUAUCUCGAAAAACAGCUGACUCGCAAUGAGCAACCUCUCGAGCCUUUUGAGGGUCUACCACGUGCUCUCAAUGUCCCUUUUACUGGAGUUGAAAUACAUGCAGCCACCUCUAGCUUGAAAAAUGGGAGGGCAAAUGGUCCCGAUGGAAUACCCAACGAGCUAAUUAAGUACUCUAAUAGUACAGUCCAUGAACAUUAUGCUGGAAUCAUAAACAGUUGUUUCGAGACACAUACUUUCCCCAUUUCCAUUGGAGAGGCUACUAUAACACCCUUACAGAAGCCAAAAAAACCUAUUGGUCCUCUGAAGAAUUUACGUCCACUCACCUUGUCCAAUGCAGCCAGAAAAAUUCUGUCUAUGGCUACUCUUAAAAGGAUAGAAGAAAAAGUGAACGCUUUCACUGGUCCAUGGCAGUGUGCAUAUAAACGCGCUCGUUCUUGUGCUGAUAUUGUUUGGUGUCAGCGAGUUCUACUGUCAGUUGUCCAAAGGAAGAAAUGGGAGUAUCAUCGCAUGGGCAUUGAUAUGUCUAGUGCGUUUGACACGAUCAAACGCACUACGAUUCUUGAACUCCUGAAACUGUGUGGCUGUACUGAGGAUGAGCUGAGGAUUGUCCGGUUGUUGUUGUCCAACACAAAGCUACGGGUGAAGGUAAAUGGAGUUCUUUCAGCUGAGUUUUUAAGUCUCCUUGGAGCUUUCCAAGGUGACUGUCUAUCCGGCUGUCUGUUCACCCUUGUCUUGGCUGGUGCUUUGAAUGAACUUAGAUGGACUAUAACAAUCAGUUUAGAUAGGCCGAUCCCCCCGAUUACUAUUGCUGGCCUUCCACUUGACACUGAAUAUGCUGAUGAUGUUGACUUCAAUGAUGAAGAGGAAGACAACUUGAGAGCUAUUUUGCCCCAGGCAACAGCUAUACUCGAGAAAUGGAACCUCUUUGUCAAUGAAGACAAAACGGACUUCACUCAUGUUUAUUUAGCUAGUACGGGUGAAGUUGACAGUGAUGGAAAAUUAGUGUCGGGGAAUGAAGCAUGGAGGAAAAGUAUCACUCUAGGGUCCGUCUUGUGUAGCAAAGCUGAUAUUCAGCGUCGCAUAAACCUGGGAUAUGCUGCCUUUAACAAUUACAAGAAGGCCUGGAGUGAUAAACUGCCCCUAAAUAAACGUCUAAUACUGUAUAAUGCUUUAGUCGUAUCAGUUCUUAUGUACAACUCAUCCUGUUGGGCCGUCCCCAAAAUAUUCCUUGAAAAACUAGAUGUUGUUCACCGCAGACAUCUUCGCACUAUUUUGAAUAUAAAGUUUGACAGAAUGCAGCGACAGGAAGACGGGGACACGGGAGUGGGGAAAACAAUGUACCAUAAGGACAGAAUACUACAGCCGAGUUGA
Molecule: messenger RNA, 2871 nt
Organism: Bolinopsis microptera
Lineage: Eukaryota; Metazoa; Ctenophora; Tentaculata; Lobata; Bolinopsidae
Exons: 2
Coding region: 1-2871 (956 amino acids)
Molecular function (GO): catalytic activity
Source: RefSeq, a predicted model, not a curated record